CCCGGACCACUGUUCCCCCAGCGGCCGCAUCUGCCCCCGGCCGCCAGCUCCGGAGCUACCGUUAGCAAGCGGAGAACAAGGGAGAAGGAAGACGUUGUUGAAUAUCUCCGCGUCAUGUCGCUUUGCUAAAUCAUUUGGUCCUCGGUGGGUGAAGAUGAAAUCACAGCUCCUCCGUGUCACCGCGGCUCCUGGAAGACACAUCCCCCCGUGCGAAGUCCGCCUUUUCAGCCCGACCUCGGUUAGCGAGUCCGUCAGUCCUGCCAAGCGAGAGGCUCCGCUGUCCUCCGCCGCCGCUGGAGCUCUGUGAGACGGGGGAGGCUCCGGACAAAGCCCGUCAGAUGUUGGACGGUGGGAACACAUCCUCGGACCCGCCGCGAUUUGAAACCAGGCUGAGGGGCUGAAUUGUCAAAAUCCGUCGUGGGAAGCGCCGGGAAAAAACCAAGGUGGAGGACUGAGGUCUAUUUUCAGAGAGGGCGAGAGCUCGGAUCUCUCACGGGGGGAAAGGAGCCGAGGAGCGGGGGUUGUGAGGAGGAGGGAGACCCGCAGAGAAGAAGGGACGUAGCGGGAGGAAGCUGCCGCUGCCAGUGAUGGCAAACGAGCCGAUCAUCCUAAACGUCUAUGAUAUGUACUGGAUCAAUGAGUUCACCAGCUCUAUGGGAAUCGGAGUGUUCCACUCAGGGAUUGAGAUCUAUGGAAGAGAGUUUGCCUAUGGCGGACACCCGUACCCAUUCUCAGGGAUCUUUGAGAUCACACCCGGCGAUGCCACUGAACUCGGCGACACCUUCAAGUUCAAAGAAGCCAUAGUCCUCGGCAGCACAGACUUCACAGAGGAGGAUGUGGAGCGGAUCGUGGAGGAGAUGGGGAAGGAGUACAAAGGCAACGCCUACCACCUCAUGCACAAGAACUGCAACCACUUCUCCUCGGCGCUGUCUGAGGUAAUCCUGUGUGGCCGGGAGAUCCCUCGCUGGGUCAACCGUCUGGCCUACUUCAGCUCCUGCGUGCCCUUCCUCCAGACCUGCCUGCCCAAAGAGUGGCUGACCCCGGCCGCCUUACAGUCCAGCGUCAGCCAGGAGCUCCACGGAGCGGGAGAGCUGGAGGAGGCCGAGGACGCGGCCGCCUCCGCCUCGCUGGCCUCCAUGUCGCCCUGCUCGCCCUCAUCUUCCUCCAGCCCCAACUCCUUGCCUCGUCACUCCCGCUACCAGCCCCGCCGGUAGGGAAUCCUGCUGGGAAACACAGGGCUGGACCUGUGGUCAGCAAACAGAAUAGCUGAUGAGUCCAGCUACAGUCGGUCCGGUCCUGGACUGCUCCCUGCUCCGGGUAAGAACAUCGGCCAAAUCCCUGCAAUGAUCCAGGGCAAUGGAAUAGUUUCUCCUCUCAGGGGGAAGGAGAUCUCGCCGCUGACUAAAGGCUGGAUCGUCUCCCAGUGAACACGGCUGACCACAGCUGACACCGUCCCCCCCACAAUUCACUGGUUCCCCCUCAAGACUCGUUCAUUAUUUUACCUGCCAUCUUACCGCGCAGGAUGGAAACAGGGCUGGUUUCUUUCUCCACCAAAGUGUUUCGUAACUUAGGAACAUUUACCAGCCACAUGUAGAUUUUACCAGCAGUUAUUUAAUGGAUGGUGCUAAACCCAGAAAGAGAGAACACUGAAAGGGAAGAGCAGGUCUGGCUCAUCUUAAAACCACGAGUCCAAACCAAACGUCCCAAUAACCCGUCUUAAUGGACACAACUCUGACUUUUUUCUAAGGUUGUCACUUCAACCUUGAACUCUGACACGGGCGGAACACAUACCACCCGUCACACGUUUUAAAGAUGGUCUGCAGCUGAAUAAUCUAAAGCUGCUUUUAGACACAUUUUCAGGAGGUGCUUGUAUGUAAGAGUCAGUUGCUCCGGACAUUUUCUGGACCUUCUCCUGCCAGUCCCCCCUUCCUUAAAUGUCUGAGCGUGCCCAUGUGAGAAUGCAGCAGGAAAAUGUCUGGACAGGCAGGAAACUGGAAGAAAAAGAGCAGCCGGAGAAGAUGACAACAAAGACGUAAACUUCACAAGACAAUGACAUUUGAGAGCUUUUGAGCGUGAGGGCCGUAAAACCAACCCCCCCCCCCCCCCC
Pleuronectes platessa (European plaice) is the source of this 2107-nucleotide messenger RNA. It is a transcript of the gene desi2, whose product is annotated as desumoylating isopeptidase 2. Bases 588 to 1214 code for a protein of 208 amino acids. The record is from RefSeq and is a predicted model, not a curated record. Lineage: Eukaryota; Metazoa; Chordata; Actinopteri; Pleuronectiformes; Pleuronectidae. Gene Ontology annotation, molecular function: deubiquitinase activity. Gene Ontology annotation, biological process: protein deubiquitination. The transcript is spliced from 5 exons.